This is a messenger RNA of Carya illinoinensis, 2469 nucleotides long. Its product is annotated as SRSF protein kinase 2-like. The record is from RefSeq and is a predicted model, not a curated record. The transcript is spliced from 4 exons. Gene Ontology annotation, molecular function: ATP binding; protein kinase activity. Lineage: Eukaryota; Viridiplantae; Streptophyta; Magnoliopsida; Fagales; Juglandaceae. The coding region runs from base 194 to 1882 and encodes 562 amino acids. Gene Ontology annotation, biological process: regulation of mRNA processing; protein phosphorylation; spliceosomal complex assembly.
AAUCGAGUAUUUUGGCUAAAAUUUGGCAAAUGCAGUCACAGUGGAACUAGGUGAAGUUUCAUUCCCACUCGGUCACUCUCGCUCUCUUCGCAGAAUUCUAACCCAGAACUCAAAAGUCCCAGCAUCGCAAGCCACUAAACCAUAGCGAUUUGGUGAAAGAUCGCAAAUUUUGAAGGGGGAUCGACAGGAGGGGAUGGAGAUCGAGGAGAAGCAGCAGCAUCAGUGUUGUUCUUCGGAGGAUGGGAGGGAGAGCAACGACUACACAUCGGAGGACGAAGGGACGGAGGACUACAGGAGGGGAGGGUACCACGCGGUCCGAAUCGGCGACGCCUUCAAGAACGGCCUCUACGUUGUCCAGAGCAAGCUCGGCUGGGGCCACUUCUCAACCGUCUGGCUCGCCUGGGAUACCGAUUUCUCUCGAUUUGUAGCUCUGAAAGUACAAAAGAGUGCCCAGCAUUAUACUGAGGCGGCCAUGGAUGAGAUAACCAUCCUGCAACAGAUUGCUGAGAGCGACCCUGAUGAUAAAAAAUGUGUAGUGAAGCUCUUGGAUCAUUUCAAGCAUUCGGGUCCCAAUGGGCGGCAUGUUUGUAUGGUUUUUGAGUACUUAGGGGAUAAUCUUUUGACCCUUAUCAAGUAUGCGGAUUACCGGGGUAUGCCCAUUAAUAGGGUGAAGGAGAUCUGUUUUCAUAUUUUGGUGGGGUUGGAUUACUUGCAUAAACAACUUUCCAUUAUACACACUGAUUUGAAACCAGAAAAUAUUUUGCUAAUGUCCAUGAUAGACCCUGCUAAGGAUCCCCGAAAGUCAGGUGCUCCUCUCGUUCUUCCAAAUAGUAAGGAUAUGGCUGCAGUAGAGUAUGGGGCUAUGAAGGAUAACGAGACCGUAAACGGGGAUUUGACCAGGAACCAGAAGAAAAAGAUCCGACGAAAGGCAAAGAGAGCAGCUCAGGAGUGUGCGGAGAAGGAAGUCUCUGCGGAAACUGAGGCAGAUCCAGAAUCAUCCGGUGCUGUGGAGUCUUCUCCUAAUUCGAAGUUGAAUGUGGGUUGUGGAGAAGACCAACCUACUAGUUCUGUUAAUAGAUUGUCAGAUGCUGACGUAACAAAGGGUACCGGGCAAGAAAAGCACUGUGGUAAGAAAGGAGACCGCUUGAAUAGGCAGAAGCUGUUGGCAUCAGUUGACCUCAAGUGCAAGUUGGUCGAUUUUGGGAAUGCGUGUUGGACGUACAAGCAGUUCACGAAUGAUAUUCAGACAAGACAGUAUAGGUGUCCAGAGGUGAUCCUUGGAUCCAAAUAUUCUACCUCAGCCGAUCUAUGGUCCUUUGCUUGCAUUUGUUUCGAGCUUGCAACUGGUGAUGUGCUCUUUGAUCCUCAUAGUGGGGACAACUUUGAUAGGGAUGAGGAUCACUUGGCUUUAAUGAUGGAGCUUCUUGGAAUGAUGCCGCGAAAGAUUGCCUUAGGUGGCCGCUAUUCGCGGGAUUUCUUUAAUAGAUAUGGCGAUCUGAGACACAUUCGCAGGUUGCGUUUCUGGCCCUUGAACAAGGUUCUCAUCGAGAAGUACGAUUUCAAUGACCAAGAUGCAAAUGAUAUGACUGGUUUCCUGGUUCCAAUCCUCGACUUUGUCCCUGAGAAGCGGCCCACUGCAGGUGAAUGCCUUCUUCAUCCAUGGAUUGAUGCAGGACCUCGUCUUUUGGAGCCAUCUAUGCCCUCUAAUCAAAACCAAGUGGCGGACAGUGUCAUUUCUGAAAAAAAGAGGGAGAAGGAUGAGAGGGAAGCAAUGGAGGCUGGAAUGGGGAAUAUUGCCAUCAAUUCAGAAUCUCAACCAGUCAAAGAUUUUCCAGCUAGUGGUAAACCUUCCGAGGGAGCCAGUAGUAGUUCAUCUAGGUAGGCCGGCAGCGAAUGUUUCUUAAAGGAACCUUUGUUGCCAUCAUCUUCCGUCAGUUUUGUUUGAUAGCUGCUGGCAUUCUGAAGAGGCACGAUUGCUUCCUUUUUUCUUUCUUUGGUUUGCAUAUUGGUUUUAUGAAUGGCCGCUCGUGGGGUGGAAAGCAUUUGGUUCUGAUGUGUCCAAGAAGUUUGGGCGAAGCAAUAGAUUGAACAAAGUACAUUCUAUGUUUCCGAGGAAACUCUCUUUCAAACAUAAUAGCAUGGUCACAGCUAACUUGUUCAUGAAUAUUGCUAAGUUGAACCAUUUCAAUUUGAUAUUUAAAGGAUUGAUACAUUACUCAAGUCCUAAAGAUUAUCCCAAGCAGAUUACAGAGUGGAUUGCAUUAUCUGCAUGACGAGGAGCUGUCUUAAAGUUGUUCGAGUUAUCUUAAGUUUUGUGAUGGUUUGGCGCCGGUACUUGCCAGAUUUGAGGUAAGUAAGAUCUUUCCCCGUGCACUGGACUCAUGAUGGAGUUUCUUAAGUUAGAACCUCCUUGUGGAAAUGAUAUUGGUCUUUAUGCGUUAUUUAAGCCAUGUACGUUCUCCUAGUUAA